CAUUUGAGAACUAUUUGUUGUCAUUUUUACUAUUUCGAUUCGAGAAUAUAAUUAUAACGAUGAACGGAUGGAUUACGUAAAGUUGAUACUAAAACACUACAUCAAGAAAAUAAUGUUAAAAUUACGAUUUCCAUAAUAUAAAACUUUAAUGAAAAGCUUUGGAUGUUUAAUUCGAUUGUAGUACAUCAGCUGCGCAAAUAAUCAAUGGCAAACAGAGGAAACGGAGAGUAUGUCGCUGAAGACAACAGUACGGCUGAUCUAAUGUUUCAAGCAACUUUAUAUAAUAAUGUAGAAUUGCUCGAGAGCCUUUUAACAUUAGAAAAUCAGGAAGAGUAUAUAAAUGAACAAGACUCAUAUGGAAGAACGGCUCUACAUAUAGCUGUCAGUAACAACAAUUUAGAAAUUGCCUAUAUGCUUCUUCAGGCUGGUGCUGACCCAAACAUUGCUAGCGGGGAAUAUUCCCAACAUAUGACACCUCUACAUUGCGCUGCAGAAAAGGACAAAAAGGAUUUUGUUGAGUUAUUAUUAAGAUUUGAAGCUGAUCCGAAAACUGUAGAAGGUAGAGGUAAAACAGCUUUAGAAUUAGCGACAGAAGCCAAAAAUGUUGAUACUGUGGACAUUCUAACCAAAAAUAUAGAGGCUAAAAAGCAAGAGGAAAGAAUGCUUGAAGACGAAUUAUUUAAAGAAAUUCAAGAUGGUGAUUUAGAAACAUGUAAACUGCUGGCUUAUCGUUUGAGCCCUGAUCGGGUUGCGGACAUAAUUAAUAGGCCAUUAAAUGAUGAAAGAACUUAUAGUUUCUUACAUAAGUAUUGCGACAUCUCAGACUUCUCAUUCGUUGAACAGCUUAUUAAAUGGGGAGGCGACUUUUCAUUUCAUCCGAAUACACAUAUCACUGCACUUCAUAUCGCUUGUCAAACUACGCCGAAUAUGCAAAUAUUAGAUUUAGUUUUAUCCAAAUUUCCUAAGCUUGUUCUCACAACUACCUCUGAUGGUUUCUUACCGAUACAUAUUGCUUGUUAUGAAGGAAAUACUGAGACUUUGGAGAAGCUACUGUAUUAUGAUUACCCUUCUGAAUUAUUAUCUGUACAAAAAUUUAAAUCAUACAAGUAUACCCAUGCUUUCAAUGUAAAUUCUUUAACUUCAACUGGCUACACUCCACUACAUUUGGCUGUAAUGAACAAUAACUUGGGUUGUGUCAAAGCUCUUUUCAAUUUUAAUGUACAACAACUAGGCGAUGAAGAUGAGAUUUUUUGCCCCGUCGACAAGGAUUCCAAUAUAGUUUUAUUAGCGUUGAAACAAUCAGCAGAAUAUGAUAUUAUUAAAUGUCUGUUAGAAAAUGGAAUCUCCCCCUGUACAUCAACAACAAAAGACGGAGGUAACCCCCCGCUUAUGCAAGCGUUCAAUAAUAUGAACGUCGAUUUAAUGGAAUUGCUGCUGGAGUACGGAGCUACAGAUGAACACAAUGAAGUCUUAAGGAAAGCAAUCGCAGCUAUGCAAUCGUCUCUUCCGUCUAUCAAUCAAGAAGUUAUAGACGACCUUCCGUGCAGAAAUGCUCUCAGUAUUCUAGUCAUACAAUUUUCGCAUAUAGAUCGUGAGCUGCGAUUGAGCAAGCGAACAAUGUUGGAUUCUUAUCAUGAACUUUUAUCGCCUGAUACAGAACAAAAUAGAAGUUCAAAGCAAAUCGUUCACCCCGUUGCAAUUAAUUGGCACAAAUUAGGUUUGAAUUGGUUGCAAUCAAGCUGGUUUGCUACUUGUGCUAAAAGACAUAAUCAAGGUUUAGUAAGAGAUUCUGCUACCUUAGCAACCAUUACUCGAGUGGACUUGUCAUCUAAUAAACUCUCUUUCCUACCUUUGUGCCUUUUCAGAUUGCAAUCAUUAAAAGUACUACAUUUAUCAAAUAAUAGUCUGGUCUCUUUACCUGAAGCAACUAUUUCUUACGAUUGUUUAUUGUUAGAAGAUUUGGAUUUAAGUAAAAAUUCUUUAAAGUCUUUACCAUCCCAUCUAUUUACAUUACCUAAUAUAAAGAGAAUGAAUGUUAGUGGGAACUGCCUUGAGUCCUUACCAUUUUCCAUGUGGUUAGCUCCAAAAUUAGAAGAUUUGGUUGCAUCGUCAAAUAGACUUAAAAAUUUACCGUUCGAAAGAGAAACAAACAGAGCUUCUCUGUCGUCCUUAAGUGACAACGACUGUCCUCAGCUAGUCGAUACGAUUGAGGAAGUAAAGAAGAGAAAAUCCUAUUGCGAAGAAAUGUUAACAUCGAUUAGUUUUUGGGGUUCAAAAGUUAGAGUCAGAAAUCCCAUAUUUGACACUGAUGAUUCAACACUGCAUUUGACCAAUUUAGACUUGUCACAAAAUGAUUUUGUUUCUAUACCGUACUGUCUUCCUUGCUUAGCACCCCAUCUUUGCAAGCUAAAUAUGUCAAAUAAUAAGUUGACCGAAAUAGGACCUCUCCAUCGAUAUCCGGCCUGUUUACGUGAGUUAAAUCUAGACAACAACCAUAUAGAUGACUCGAUCAUCGAUGGGCAGUGUGAGGAAGCUGAAGAGGAUAGAUGUUUCAGUCCGAAUAUAGGCCGUCUAAAGUUAAAUAAUACUCCAAUGAAAUCUCCAUUACGCCGAAAUAGAAUCUGUCUACAUCGCACUCAUGAACAAUUGGAAAGACUUAAACUUUUACGAUUAUCUGGUAAUAAGCUUAAAAGGAUUACACUUUUGAAGGAAGGAGUUUUAUCCUCUUCAAAUUCUUCCCACAUACUUAAACAGAUAAAAUCACCCAGCUUAAAGGCUAGCGAGAACAUGCUUUAUCCAUCACUUUCAUUUCUCGACCUGACAAACAAUUGUUUGGAAUUUGUUCCUGCGGAACUAUCUUAUCAUCUUGGUUUAAGCGAAUUAAAACUAUCAAAAAACAAUAUCAAAGAGUUGCCUCCAGAGUUAGGCUUAUUAAGGCGUUUGUGGUGCUUGGAGCUUGAUGACUGUCCAGUUCAAAAAACUCUUUUUUCAACACUAGGAGAUAAGGCGAGAACUGUAGCGAUUUUAUCUUAUUUGAAGUCAAUAAAAGAGGAAGCAACUCUAUACAACCGAAUGAAGUUAAUGUUUGUUGGAACGCAGGGUAUAGGUAAAACUUCUCUAUUAAGUCAGCUGAGAUAUUAUGGAAAAUAUUCGUCUCGUCAAAGCACGUUUUAUGUAAGGGAUUCACCAAGUCCAAGAAGGAGUUGGCAAGAGAGAAUGGGAAUGACAGAUGCUAAAAGCUUUAAGGGAGAAAAUUUAUCAACUGUUGGUAUAGAUAUUGGACAACUAACUUUUUCCAAGAAUGGUACUUCAAUAGUGCUAUCAACAUGGGAUUUUGGUGGCCAGCAAGAAUAUUAUGCUACACAUCAGUAUUUCCUCACGAAAAGAUCACUAUAUUUAGUUAUAUGGAAAGUAACUGAUGGUGAACAAGGCAUUAAUGAUCUAAAUCAAUGGCUUGUCAACAUACAGGCGCGAGCACCUAAUUCACCAGUUAUUAUUGUCGGAACUCAUUUGGAUAAAUUUAUGCAACAACAUGACACAAGAAGAUCAAAGAUAAUUUUAGAAGCUCUCCGAGAAGAUAUCCAUAAACGAUAUGUUGAUGUUGUAGAGCAAGAAAAAUAUGGCCUACCCAGAGUUUUGGGUAGGGUAGAAGUUGUGGCUUGUAGAAAACAUAAAAAAAGUAUGGAUGAGUUGUACAAUUUAAUUUGGAGAAUUGUAACAGAAGAGAGGGUUCCUGGUUCAAAGGGUGUUCGGUUAAUUGAACAAAAGAUUCCAGCAAGCUAUCUGCAUUUACAAGAUGCUGUUCAUGCUAUUGCUCAAGAUAGAAAGAAUGAAGGCUUAGAUCCAGUAUUGCAUGCUGAUCAAUAUCAUCCGUUAGUUAUGCAAAAAUUAAAUGAACAAAAGAAGAAAUCUUUUGACGAUCUUUCUGAAUUAAAUCAAGCUACUCAGUUUCUUCAUGAAAAUGGCGUAAUAUUGCAUUAUGAUGAUGCUAACCUCCAAAAUAUAUACUUUUUGGAUCCUCAAUGGCUAUGUGAUGUUUUGGCAAAUAUAGUAACAGUGAGAGAAAUUAAUAGAUUAUCUAAAUGCGGAGUUAUGAAAAUAUCUGAUAUUCAAGUGUUAUUUAAAAACUCAGCUUUUAAACCACAAGAUAUUAAAGUGUAUGUUAUGGACUUAUUAAGUAAAUUUGAAGUUGCACUUCUAUGGGAUGACAACAAUCUUCUUAUUCCAUCUCUAUUGCCUAAGGAGAAAGAUGUUCAGUGCGAUUUACCAUUUACCGAUAUCAGAAUUCCUAUAAAGGGAGGUUCCGAACAGAAAGCAAGAAUAGUUGAACCAUCGCAACAAGCUGGCUAUGUCCUACCAGAAUCUCCAUACUAUUGCGGUAAUUCAACUUUUUACAAAAAGCCGCGAGAAGAAGUUGAUAAUGUGUCAAAAAGUUCAGCCGAAUCAGUUGAAUCCACUGAAGCAGCCAGCAAAUCUGAUACCCUUCAAGUAUUUACAAAUGAAAAUCCGGUAAUGGCUAUUUGUCGAUUAUACUUGAUGUCUUAUUUCCCAAGCGGGUUUUGGCCAAGAUUAAUUACUAGGCUGUUAGCUGAUUCUAGUUUCUAUUCAGUUAUUCAAAGUAUAUAUCCUCAAACUCUUGAGGAUGAUAUUAUUAAAAGACUCAGCUGUUCUGAAAACGGAUCUCUUAGAUCUCCUGAAUGGAAAUGUUGGCAAACCGGUAUAGAAAUUUACUAUUAUGGAGUGGCUGUUGCUAGAGUUAAAGAAGUUACAUCCGAAUCGACGACACUGUGCGAUUAUAGACGCUGUCAUUUGCUUAUUCAUCCUGAUUCCGAUGUUGAAUGGCGGCCAGUUGACUUAUCCACUAGUUCAAUAUUAGAAGUUUUCAUUCCUAACGAGUGUCUCAAAAUUGGAACAAAACGAUCUCCUAUACAGAGUCCAUCAUUUGAAAGAGAGGAAUUAGACGAAGACGUUUAUGGUUUUCUUUAUCCAGAUUCUCAGGCUGUUUCAUCACUAUUGGCAAAACUAGUCGAUCAUUUAGAUACUUUAUUAGAAGAUUGGUACCCUGACUUAGGUUCAAGAUUAGUUCAAAAUACCCAAGGAAUGUACCUGAUUACGCGCCUUAUACCUUGUCCAAGAUGUAUUCUUCAACAAGUCCAUCAGCAGCGCGAAGCUGACGCAAAGGACUGUUGGCAACUUUUAACAACAUCCCAAGGUCAUGUCAGCAGUCGACCCAUCUUUAUUCAAACAAAAGAUCAACAAAGGAAACUAGCCGCUAGCUAUGAUCCUAUGAGCGAUAUGUAUUUGGACGAUAUAGUAGAACCCAUAGUAGGAUCGGCACCAGCAAUAGGAAGUGCGGAGUGGGUUCAAUCAGUAGUAAAAACUGGAGUUAGUAGAGUUUCUAAUACAUAUAACAAGGCAGCUGAAUAUCUGGGCCAGUUAGAUACGCAAAAGCGCUACUUAUAUGCUCAUACAAUAGAGCAAGCAAUUGUUAUGAUUAACUUCGGUUUUAAAGAGACCGAAUGCCCCUUUCACGGUCUAUUAAAACUAGUAGGAAGCAAUGAAGGCUGUCAAUUAUCCACAUAUGAUUUGAAACAAAAAACUUAUUCAAUCAGGUGGCGAGGUGGCUUACGGCGCGAAGAGCACAAACGAAGCGUAUAUGCGCAUUUAUUUGAGCACUGCGUGCAUGCCUCUCAACACGAUCGAAUUGUUUACUGCCCACAGCAUGGCAAUCUGGGACCAACUUUUGUUGCUUCUAAUGAUGGAUACGUUCAAUCGGAGCAUGUCGCAUCUGAUGUGGUAUUUCAAGAUGUCCCCAAUGAAAAUAGGAUCGAUCACGAUCAAAUGGUUCGAGAAGAAUUUCUCGGUAGGGGUGCAUUCGGAGCUGUAUACUCAGGAAAAGUUUUUGAUAAGAAGAGUCAUAAACAAGCUGAUGUGGCCAUGAAGAUGUUGCAACCUGUUGAUCCAGGACCAAAUGUGUCAAAGAGUAUUAGACGCCAAUAUGAAAUGGAAAAGGCCAGAUGGACAAAGGAGCCCAUAAAAUGUGCUUGUGAUGCAUAUUUAAACGCAAGGAAAGAAUUGAGUAUUUUAUUGAGUCUUCGUCACAAUAAUAUUGUUCCUUUAAUCGGAAUUGCUGUGCGUCCUCUAUGCCUUUGUCUAAGUUUAGCACCAAGAGGUUCACUGAACAACAUUCUACAAUUAUUCAAACGAGCUGGAUGUCGCUUACCUGUCCAUGUUAUAAAGAGAAUAAUCACUCAAACUGCAUCUGCUUUACAGUAUUUACAUUCCUGCCAGAUAAUUUAUCGCGAUUUAAAAUCAGAGAAUGUUCUAGUUUGGUCUAUACCUGAUCCACAAACCUUGAUCUGUCCUGUUCAUGUGAAAUUGGCUGAUUAUGGUGUAAGUAGAGCUAUUCUUGCAUCAGGAACAAAAGGCUUGGCGGGAACUCCCCCAUUUAUUGCUCCAGAAAUAAUAAGACAUAACGGAGAAGAAUCCUAUACGGAAAAAGUCGACUGUUUUUCUUUUGGCAUGUUUCUAUAUGAACUAAUUGCUUUGAAGCAACCUUUCUUAGAUGGAAAUUCUGAGUUAAUAUCAGCAAAUCUAAAAGGUCACAUAUUGUCUGGGGGUAGACCAAGUUUAUCACCAGCUGAUUUAAUAUAUCCAACUUACUUACUGGACUUAAUGGCUCUGUGUUGGAGUCAAGAUCCAACCGACAGACCUUCAGCCAAAAAUAUUGUUGAUAUUGCCGAUUCAUCAGAAUUUUCACACGUCAGAAACGUUGUAAAGUUUCCUAAAUGUAAUGACAUUGGUUUUAUCAGUGUCACUCAAGUUCAAAAGAUAGAUAGCUAUGGAGAAAGUGAUGACAUAUCGCAAAUAUGGAUGUCAAAUUUAACAGAAACUAAUGAUUGGGAAGUGACUGUAGUUACCUACGAAGGCCAUGAAUGCUAUGGGUUAAGGCAUUGGUCUGUUGACAGUCAACCUGUCUCGAUGUGUACCACUGAAACAGAUGUAUGGAUAGCAUUUAAAACAGGUGUUAUUGAUAUAUAUUGUCAAGUCACUCAUGAAAAAGUCUACUCUUUUACACCUGACGAUUCUCAAUUCUGUUCUACAAUCGUUCAUGAUUCUGUUGAAAAAGCCGUUUACCUCGUAUUUGACUCUGGUCGAAUUUUCGUGUGCACCUCCGACAUCUCGGAGAGAUUGAGUAGCGCAAAAUUUUCACCUAUUCGCUCUCGAUGCACUGGGAGCGGAAGACAAAUUUUGAAAAUGAACGUAUUAAUUGAUGAGCAACAACAUUCACAUUUAUUCUGCGGUCAUUCUGAAGGUAAAAUGAGCGUAUGGAGUUUAAGAGAUAAAUCUGGUGCGCAAACAUUCCGACACGAUUCUAAGGAGAACAUUAAGUUAAUAGCAUCAUCAUCUCCAGAUGGCAUUUGGACAUGUUUAUCCUCGGCAAAGUUUGUUUAUAGGUGGGAUUUGCAUAAAAAGAUUAUUAGUUGCAGUCUCGAUAUAGAAAAAACAGCUGGAAAUGAUUCAGCAGUCUCAUGUUUGACAGCAGUCGGCAACUAUUUAUAUAUAGGUUUAAUGGAUGGGAAACUCCUAAUAUCCGAAAAAAAUACUUUAAGAAAUAUUAGUAUCAUAAAGACAUUAGGUGAAAAUCCGAUAAAAUGUGUUCUGCCUUUACUACCGUUAAAAGAAAAUGAAGCUGUAGUGGUAAUUGGAAAAGGAUAUUUAAAUAUCUUACAAGAUUAUCUUCCUACAAAUUCUCAGCAAUUAUCUCGUGACAAUUCAAACGAGUACUUUUAUUUUGUUAGCUUAUUAUCCAAUACCUGGAGAUGA
Dimorphilus gyrociliatus is the source of this 7827-nucleotide messenger RNA. The record is from the annotation of a GenBank genome assembly. NCBI's taxonomy places the organism in Eukaryota, Metazoa, Annelida, Polychaeta, Dinophilidae.